CCUCCCGGCCUUUUUAUCCUCUUUUAGUCUCAGCCAUUCUCGGGCACCGAGAUAGAAGCUAGAGGGUCAGGAAGAAGUUUUAGACUAAAAGGACAGAGUUCGCCCCCUGGCCUUGGGAGGAUACUACUCUUCCAACAUCAAAGUUCAUUAUAGGGAUAAAUAAUCCUCCCAGCCCUGGAAACUAAGGAAACCAAUCUAUUGCAGAUGAUACUCGAGCGGAGAAGAAAGAAAGGGAUGCCGGGAAGGGGGGGAAAAAAGAUGACUUCAGAUUUGACUUCUAGAACUCAAAGGGGAUGUCUCCUAGCAACGCGCCGCGGACCUCCCUCCGCCUGCGUGGUUCCCAGGGCAACCUCCCGUGCCACUCUUCCCCUCCCCCUUCCAUCCCCCCAGCCCUCUGCGACCAGUACCCAUAGCAACAGCAACCGCGGGGCAACUAGAAAGACCUCCCCGUCUCUCCCCUCCCGGGCCAUAGGCAAUUUCUACCCAACAUCAGGGGGAUGGAGUCCAGUCCUUCAGGGCCUCAGGAGAAAAAGGGCACUCGACAUUCUCACAAUUCCCCAACACCAGCCGUUAUCACCAGGUCUGAGGAGUAUUUGGUCCGCGUCAGCACAGAACUUGCCAACGAGGCCCUGAUGGGGGCCCAAUAUCCAAUGAGCCCUGACCUGCCCAAGGAACUGAAAAAACUGGACCAGGGAACUCAGAUGUCCCGACACGUGCUGCCAACCACUCGGACCAAGGGCACAGAUACUCGUUCUGACAGAAACAGGACCAGAAACAAGACUCAUCUCCUGCCAUCCAGAGAGAUGGUUGAAGAUUUUAAAGAUGACAAGGUAAAAUUGCUGAAGUCGAAAGAGAAAGACCUGUCCCAACACAAGCAGGUAGAGACUGUGCGGCAGGAGGAAGCUCUGGGUGGGACCAUGUUUUUGACUACCCGACGGACUGCUCGUCGACCCUCUGCGGUCCCAGAAGGCCUCACCUCCAAGAAAGAGCAAGGAAAUAUCAAGAAUAUGAUUCGAGGUCCCACUCUUCACAGUUCAUCUGACAAAAUCCCAGGGUGGACUCCUGGCUGCCAGCAUCAUCAUCCCUGAGGCCCAAAGACUCUCUCAAACAAAGUAACAUUCUUCUUCACCCCCCACUGCCCGGCCAUGACACCAUCAGGAACCAGAGACUAAUAAAGAGACGGGGACCCCGCCUUCCCCUCCCCCAAUUCAGGCAAUGCUGGGGUCUGACCAUCUCUGAGGAGGGUGAUGAAUGGGGUACAGUGCCAUUGGCACGAGGGAGGGAAGGGAACAGUGGAUUCACUCAGGUGUAGAUGGUUUUACUUUUAUUUUUUAUUUUUUAUUUUUUAAUUUUUUAUUUUUUUAGUGAGGCAACUGGGGUUAAGUGACUUGCCCAGGGUCACACAGAUAGUAAGUGUUAAGUGUCUGAGGCCGGAUUUGAACCCAGGUACUCCUGACUCCAGGGCCGGUGCUCUAUCCACUGCGCCACCUAGCUGCCCCUGUAGAUGGUUUUACAAAGUAGAUUUUCUAGGACAUGACUUUCAGAUUGAGCCAUAGUCUACCCCUCCACAACCAGCUGGCUGGAAAAAGGCAAAUUUCAUUUUUAUAGUAGCAUUUGCUAAAGCUCAGCAUCACCAUAAAAAAAAAAAGGAGGGGGGCAGAUCUUAUGCACCAGCCUCAUAUAACUUCACUGCAGUGUUUGUGUACCCUCUAGUACUUCGGAUUAUCUGCUUGGUUUUUUAUCUAGUGUUAUUGAUAAUCUGCUAUCUUGAAUUAUCUAUUCCUUGGAAUUCCCAGAGUCUCCCUCCAUUAUUAAAAUUGUCAGCUGAGGGUUGACCAUAGAGCUUUGAGGUCUGGGAAUGAGAGAAGUUCCUGGCUCUCCUCGAAGCCAUUAUAGUAGAAUGGAAUGAAUACCAACCACACUGAGGAGUCAGGGGACAUCAUUUCUAGUCCCAGCUCUACUCUGAGUCAUUGUGCAGCCUUGUACAAGUCACUUUCAUUUUCUAGGCCUCUUUUUUCUCAGCUGUACAAUAUUGUGGUGAGAUGGAUGACCUGCAAGUUCCCUUUUCAUUCACACAGGCCCCAUCUCUCUCUAAUGGCUGUUGCCAUAGAGCUUUAGUUCAAAGGAUAUUUUCUCCAAGCCUCACUUAAGCCUAGUCAGCUUCCAUAAGAGUGAGAGGUAUGGUCGUGUUUUUUGCCAUUCCCCCAACAAAUACUGCUCCUCUCUUUAAGCUGCCCCCACCAUAACACUGGGCCCAGUUACAAAUGGUGAUUUUCUCUUAUUGCUUGAAAACAAAAAUCCAGAAGCCAGAAGGGAUAAAGGGUAGAAUUGGGGGAACCUGGAAGGAGGGAGGGACUGCAGGGGUUAGGAGUCAUUUCCCUAGCCCUCCCUACUCUUACUCUGCCUACUAAAGGACUAGGCUAUUGGGCAGAAAGGAACUGGCUAGAACUCCUGGCCUGAGGGAGCAGUGGGUGGGAGUGGAGCAAAAGGGAAGGCCAAGAAUGGACAGUGCUGGUGGGACAGGAACUUGUGUGGCCAGGGAACUGGCAAGCAAUGAUAGCAACCAGAGGGCAGGGAAAAUGGUGUUGAGCCCUCUGAGAUCGACCCCUGGGGCCCAUUACCUGGUGGAAGCCACAGGGGCAAAUGGGUCAGGACCUGGACUAAGAGAUAUCAUCCCUCUCCCC
Messenger RNA from Dromiciops gliroides (monito del monte), 2684 nucleotides. RefSeq lists its product as uncharacterized. The coding region runs from base 498 to 1088 and encodes 196 amino acids. The record is from RefSeq and is a predicted model, not a curated record. NCBI's taxonomy places the organism in Eukaryota, Metazoa, Chordata, Mammalia, Microbiotheria, Microbiotheriidae. The transcript is spliced from 8 exons.